Molecule: messenger RNA, 2415 nt
Organism: Medioppia subpectinata
Lineage: Eukaryota; Metazoa; Arthropoda; Arachnida; Sarcoptiformes; Oppiidae
Source: the annotation of a GenBank genome assembly
AUGCUAUCGGCGAUCAUAUGCCUCUACGAUGUGAACCACAAAAACAAUAACAAAAUUAACUCGUUUACAAUUCUAAUCACCUUGGUCGGUUUUGGCUGGUUGGUAUGGCUGCACGUGGACAUUAUACGGUACAAACGGUGGGCCUUGAACUACCUUAACGAAAUGAACAACAAACAUAAUAAUAACGAGUCCCAGGAUUAUCUAGAUGAAAAGUUUUACGAUACUACUAGCAUAGCUACGGCCGUUGUGUUUAAUACGCUGCAUAAUACAGCGCCCCAACAACCAAAUGAUCAAGGUGCGGGUUUUAAGGGUCACUCGCUUAGAAAGCGUGGUUUAACCGAGUAUGAUUUUCAAGAUGGUGAUAAUUCUAGUAAUUUUUACCUCAAAUGCGGAAUGACUGUGUUUUGUUUCGGAAGCAUUGUUCAUAUGGGCGUUCAGUUAUUCAGUUAUAUCUACUUUUACGCCAAGGGUAUACUGAUCAACCGGUAUCAAAGGCUGAGCAGAUUUGCCCUGAUGCAUUUACUAGCUACAUCAUUAUCAGUAUGGUUUAGGACUAUAAUAAACGAGGCAAUUGACGAUUACGUGGGUGAUAUACACGCGGCUAACGGCACAUAUAACGAGACAUUAGGUGUUUUUAACCAAGUUAUUAAACAUCAGUUGUAUUGUUUGGAGCGCACUGUGAUUAAUGCAAAGUCAAUGGCCACUCUACCCUAUUUAUAUCCAUUUACAAUUGAGUUUAAUAUAAUAAUGGCUUCUAUCUGGUACAUUUGUUGGACUAAUAUUGCAAACCUAGCUCAUUCACAAUCAUAUACCGAUGACCACUCUACCAGCCGACAAACCAGCACAUCGCUAUUAAUUCGGGCCGACUGUCACGCCAGCAAUCGGGGUCUAUUUUGUGGGCUAAGCGCCCUAUUGGCCACCGCUGUGACCAUCAUUAUAUUUUUUGCCACCCAAUCGUACGAAAAACUUGGACUUAGCGUAUACUCGGCCCAGAUAUCGGCCUUGACUGCCGUCGGGUGCUCUGUAGUGCCCUUAGCCUACAAUAAGACCCGUAGGCUAGAUGUGCGCCAACCCAUAUCCGGUGAUGACCCGGGUUAUGUGACCAUGCACGAUUUGCUGCUCUUGAUACCAAUCCCGUUUUUUAUUACCCAUUAUAUUACAUUAAUAAUGGCCUCGGUGGAUAAGGGCACCGCCGCUGAAUGGUUCCUGGUGGUGAUAUAUCUGUUCGCUAUUGCCCAGGUCCUUUGUCAGUCGCCGUUUAUUGUCGAUGGUAUGCGCCGGUGCGCCAACACUCGACAGCUACGGUACCGUAAACCUGGUCGCGAGUGGAUUAUAUUUGCCCUAAUACUGAAUGUCACCUUGUGGAUAUUGAACACCUUUGAGUUGAAGUUUAUGGACAGGUAUGAGGCUUGGUCAAACUGUAAUGAUGCGCAUGAGGAAUUUGCCCACAAUUUUGUGGCGGAUCUGGAAUGGUUUGGUCAGGGUGAUAGAGUGCCCGAAAGUGAAACAGCUCUGAACGUAUGGUGUGCAAAAAAAGGUCUAUUUACUGAUGCUAAUAGUCCAAAUUCAAAAAACCUGAAAGGUAUAUUCCCGUGGAUUGGUAGCAAGAAACCCAAGGCUACUGUAAUACUAGGGCAGGCCGUAAACCCAAGCGUACUUAAUAGAUUGACCUCGUUCUGUCGCUUGAACAAAACAACAACAAAAUUGACAUACGCUAAGCUCUUUAAUGAGAAAAUCGAAGAAACUAAAAAUCUUAAACUUUCAGCUAUUAACGCCAUCAGUAAUUUGCCCCAGGCAGAUAUGAAAACAGACAAUGUUGGAAAAGGUUUAUGCAUCAUGAAAAGCUAUGUAGAUAAACUGGUGGACCUGUACCCAGACCAAGAUGGAUUUAAACAAUUUGUGAGAGAGCACCAAAGUGUGUUUGCCAGUUUAAGCGAGUUCAUUACUGGAAAGUUACCUGGAACUGGCACUGGACAAAAGGCUGCUGAUAAAUGUGACUUUCCAAUUGAAAAUGGACAAGGUGCAAAGCAACCCCUGAUUCAGGUCGCAGCACCAGUUGCUCAACAAGUGAACAAUCUAGUUCAAUCAGUUGGCAGUGUUGUGGCGCCUGUGUUAGCACAGGCAGCACCCCCUGUGACCGAAGCACCUGUGCCAGUCUGUCCGAUAAAAGUUAAAUCACUUGCGGUGACCAUGACUGAUUACUAUAACUGCGAAGUGGUCACUGAAGAAAAAGUGAACAAGUUCAUGAUGGAAAAUGAAAUAAUUGGUUCGGGACAAUUAAUGGCGGAUAAUUCCACGGGCUUGAUAAAUUAUUGUAAAGAGCGGCGUUCAUUUACCGAUAUGGGCGGUGCUAACGCUAAAAAGUUAAAUGAUGUCUACGCGUGGUUUGAUACCAAAAAGAACAAUGAAUACUAG